Molecule: messenger RNA, 1268 nt
Organism: Corticium candelabrum
Lineage: Eukaryota; Metazoa; Porifera; Homoscleromorpha; Homosclerophorida; Plakinidae
Exons: 2
Coding region: 63-1112 (349 amino acids)
Source: RefSeq, a predicted model, not a curated record
UCACGCCCACGUCGACAUUUCCUUUGUUGCGACGUUUCGGUUGACUGUUUUGCAUUGUUUUGAUGGGAAAGGCGUUGACUAAACAUGAGAGGCUGAACGAGAGGUCGGAUCAGAUUGAGGCCCCGGAAGGGGUCACGACAGGGUCGCCCUCGUUGUUUCGUCCGGCAAUUUUUGAUGCGCUUGAAGGCAAAUCAAAGAUAUUGAUUAGUGGGUGUGGCGGAGGGUUUGAUGUAUUUGCGGGUCUUCCUCUUUACUUUGCUCUCAGACAUGCAGAAGUGGAUGUAUUUUUGGGAAAUUUGUCCUUCACUGCAUUGCGGAGUGUGAAGGGUAGACGGCCAACUGAGCUCAGCAUGGAGAUCCGGCAUAACACCAAACAUUCCAUCACAUCAAACGGCUACUUCCCCGAAUACCAUCUCUGCCAGUGGCUUAAAAAUGAGCUCCAAGACGACGUCGUUAUCUACGCAUUCGAUCGCGAAACGGGUGCCAAACAAUUGACAUCCAGCUACGAGUCAAUAGUCAAAACACACAGCAUAGAUGCUAUCAUACUCGUAGACGGUGGAACGGACUCUCUAAUGUUUGGUGAUGAGUUAUCGCUCGGAACGCCACACGAGGACAGCACAAGCAUAGCUGCAGUGACGGCCAUAAAAAAUGUUGACACCAAACUUCUUGUCUGCCUUGGGUUCGGAGUCGAUUCGUAUCACGGUGUUUGUCACUCUCAUUUUCUCGAAAACACGUCAUCGCUCAUCACUGAUGGAGCCUUUCUUGGAGCUACGAGCAUCCUGAAAGAGACGAAGGAGGCACAGCUUUACAUCCAAGCGUAUGAUUAUGUUAAGUCACAGAUGAUGCCGUCGAUUGUUAGUUCGUCUAUUUCGGAUGCAAUUCGUGGAUGUUUUGGGAAUUAUCACUCGAAUCAUCGGACGAAGGGAUCGGAGCUAUACAUCAACCCUCUGAUGGGAAUGUAUUGGUGUUAUCGUUUGGAAGGUGUUGCACGCAGGAUGAAACAUAUAGACAGGUUGAUGGAGACUGAGUCAGUAGCAGAGGUUGACAAUGUGAUCACAACGUAUCGAGCGACAGUGGAGACGAAACGGCAGCCUGUACAACUGCCGAUGUAGUUGACAUGUUUUUGGUCAAAUUUUGUUGCUCAGCUGCAUGGAGUUAAUCAACUGGAUUUCACUGUAUGGUGUGUAAUGAAAGGUUUGUAGCUUUUAUGUCUGUCGUUUUUAUGAUUAAUUAAUUAUUAUUUUUAUGGUUAAUUGGAUUGGCAGAAC